Microplitis demolitor is the source of this 4924-nucleotide messenger RNA. RefSeq names its product RUN domain-containing protein 1. The coding region runs from base 290 to 1933 and encodes 547 amino acids. The record is from RefSeq and is a predicted model, not a curated record. The transcript is spliced from 8 exons. NCBI's taxonomy places the organism in Eukaryota, Metazoa, Arthropoda, Insecta, Hymenoptera, Braconidae.
UUAAGAAAUAAUAUCUAUAGAUUUUUCAGUUUUUAUCAGCAGAUGAGACAAGGUGAAACAUUUCGAUUCUUGUUACCAUAAGGUAUAUGAAGUGUAUCAAUUUCAUCUUAAUCGAUGAUUGAAUAAUUCGCUCAUUCGUGUGAUGGGUUUAGAACUGAUGUGUAAAGACGUAACUAACAAAAACUAAUUGGUUAGGGUAAUUUGUGGUGUUAACUGUUAUAGUUGUCGUUUAUUAUUAAUUUUUUUGACUUCUAUGUAGUACAAUUAAUUAUUUUUUAUUUAAUUAAAAAUGGACCAAGUGGAUCUUCAAUUUUUUCCCAAAGAACAACAUUGUAUAAAUGAAAAUGAGGAGUACGGUACUUCAGAUGAAAAUGAACGACCAUCGGGUGAAAGAUGGGCACCAGUGGGGGCUAAUGAUGUUGACGAUGACUUCAAUAGCGAAUGCAAAUACAAUGAUAACAUGGAGAUUCUUUCAUACAAUAUGGACAGACUUAAAGUAUUAGAAGAGGAACAAGACGUGCUCAAUUCGUCACUAAUUGCAUUAACUACACAUUUUGCUCAGGUUCAAUUUCGUCUACGGCAAAUAGUUGACGCACCUACAGAUCAAAAAGAAAGUUUAUUGAAAGAAUUAGAAGAAUUUGCAUUUCGUGGAAUUCCAGAUGUCUCCAACAUUUUAUCUUAUAAAUCUGACGCAAACAAAGCUCUUGUAUCAUCAACAGAAACAUCACUACACAAAAGCUUUGAAAAGUGUACUGACACUGAAGUAGAAUCUAAAAUUGCACAGCAAAAAACCAAACAAAAAGAACUGAUCAAUCAAUUAAAGAUACAAUUGGAAGAUUUAGAACGUUAUGCUUAUGAAACUGAUGGUCAAGAUUUGCCGCAGAGUGUUAUACUAGAACGACAAAAUUUAUUAAUAAAUCAUCUUAAAGAAAAACUUAACUUUGAAGUUGAUGAUUUGUGCAAAUUACCAAUUGACGAUCUAAGAUGGCAAGUUGAUCAUGCUAUAAAUGAGAUUGUGAAUCCAUUGAAAAUGAAAGAACAAUUGGUAAAUCAAUUAAAAACUCAAGUAUCAGAUUUGGAACGUUUUAUUCAUUAUCUCCAAGGUGAAGUGAGCACAGAAACAUUUGUUUGCACCUGUACAUGCUCUGUUCAUAAGAACAGUGCAAGGAUACCUGCAAAAAAAUUAAAAAAAUCAUUUUCCCAAAAACAAACAAAUGAUGGCAAUCACACAAAAACACUUAAUACUGUAAGAAAAGUCAUAACACUAUUACAUCUUUAUUUACUGUCUCAAUUGGGUUGUGGGAGUGAUCAAGUUCGACGGGAUAUUAAUAAAAAUUCAGGUGUUCCUGUGUGGCGAGAUUUAAGGACUCGAUUAGAUAUUGCCGUAGAGCAUGUAUUGGAAAACGUAGCAGAUAUGGAACGUAAUAACGAUGCUAAAGAUUAUAGUAAUUAUAGUUCUGAUCUAGAAAUGAUUAAAGCGCAAUUCAAUGCACGAAUCACUGCGGCAGUGAGAAAACAUCUAGCAAUUUCUAUAAAAGAUUUAAUACAACAUGGACUCACUUAUGACAUUCGCGCUAGUAAUAGUGUUGUACCUUUUGUUGGUUGUUUUCCCCCAAAAAAAACAGUGUCUCAUAAUUUUAUGCACGCGUGGGAAUUAAUAAUUAAGUAUUAUGAAAUAAAAAAUGGUCAUUUGUAUAAUUCUAGUCCGGCACAAAGAUUAUCCCAAAGCUUUAAUUUAGAUCUUGUCAAUGGAAGAAAUGCUUCUCCAAAGCAGACUUUAUUAAUCACUAUUGGAAACAUCAUUGCUACACAUACACCUUACAAGAGAAGUCAUAACUCUCAUUUCAAAGCCUUUAUUUGUGCAGCAUUAAAGAGGCCGUUUUCUCACCCUUUAGGGUAUAUAGGCGCAACAAAACCUUUAUCUCCUCACUAGACGAUACCUCUAAUCAAAAAAUGUAAUCAAAUGUCCAAGAGUGGACGUUAACCAGAGAAGAGUUUCAAGAACUCACCCCAUUGACGCUUGGUGUCUAACGACGACCAUUACGAGUCCAUACCUCUACAGGUCAAACACUCCUAUCAUCUCAGGAAAUAAAGAAACUCUGGUCGAAGUGGGCUUGGAGAGGCCCCCGGUGGCAUCAAUUCCCUCUAUUGGUAAAUAGGUUGCUUCAGGACACAAGGGUAAAACGCAACCUCGUCUUGACACCCUAAGAUGCGUCCCUCCCAUUUGCAAUCAUUCAGUUACGACCAAGCUAUUAUCCACUUGUUCAGUUCUUGAUGAAUUUCCUACUCUUCGAGACGUUAGUCAUUUUGAUUUUAUGAGAUACAUCAAAGUUGGAUCUUUGAUCGUGGCUAUUUUGGCAUACGCAGAUAUAAAAGACUGUUCCAUCUUUAUAAGGAUGCUGACAAUGAGCACGAUAAGCUUACAUGGUAGCCUGAGUGAAGUUUGCCAGUUUCAAACUGAAGAUUAUGAUAUAUCUCGUUUGUAGUCUUCUUUUACCGUCAUGUUCUAUUCAACAGGGGAUGAGGACUAUGGCAUAAAUAUCACGAGUGGUUGUAUCGAAGAACAUAAUAUCAGGUUUAUUGUGGUCAAUUUUUUAAGUUUGAGUCAGCGUUUUUCUGGUAAAAACGAUGAUUUCGAGAAAUAAAUUAAGAAAUUAUACUUGCGAUGAUAAUGCACGUGGCAAAGCGAUUGAUAACAAAGUGAUAAGUUGAUGCGUAAUACUUAAGAGCUAAAUAAACAAAAUAUGUAAUCCGAGUGUCUUUUCAAUAAUGGCCAGAAGCGUUAAAGGGUUAAAACUCUGGACCAGACUGAAUGCUAAAUGAAUUGAAAUUCGUGUUACUCUGAAAGCGUCCACUCAAAAAAAAAAGGAAACUAAUCUUAGAUUCGAUUAAAGUUUAUAGUUAUGUAAUAUCCAUAUCUUGUGAAUUAAAUACAGUUUUUAACUCUCCAUCUAUCCAAUUAAAAUCAAAAAAGCUUAUACGACUAGACAAUUGUAAUUUUUUUUCAGAAUUUAUUUACUAAAAUAAAAAUUUCGUAUUAAAUAAAAAAUAAAGAAAGAGAUGAAUUAAAUGAACUGGAAAUAAGUCGCAGGUGGUAACUGGCAACACUGUGCAGGAAAUCCGAACAAAUUUUACACCUGAGCUUACUCACGUUAACGGCUAAUCGCCGCGUUUCUCAGGUUUUCCAACGUUGAAAAAUUAUUUUUCUAAUAUUUAAAAUUACAGAAAAAUAAUCAUCAUUCACUCAUUCGAUACUAAAAAGUAGAGUAAAAAACUCAUAAAAUUGCAAAAGACUAAGAAAUUUAUUUUCUUUUCAAAUAAUCUUUUAAUAAGAAUUGCGCUGUUGGGCUUAUAGCGCGACGGACGAAGGGUUAAUCUAAAAUAAAAAUGAAUUUUCUACCUUUUAACACAACUAUCUCAAUUCAUUGAAAAUUUACGAUGAUAAUAUCAUCAAUUCAUUUAAUAUUGUGUAAUAUAUUCCCUUCACACUUUUCCCAGGCUUAGAUCUGGCAGUAGAAUAUAAUUGCUCCAACCAUCGACUCUUAUUCUGGUUUGGAAAUUUCCGGAUCGUGACUUGUCUAUCUCCUCUUUGGUCUAAAACACUAAAAUUAUAUUUUUGAUUAUCAUGCUGUAAAGAAUGAUAUUUUACUUCUGUCGAUUCCAAUUCUGUUGGCUUCGUCAGCUGAUCGUAUUUCCUGUAGUUCUCAGGAAAAUCUCCUUCAAUUGAUUUUCUCAGGAGUUGAUGGUGGUUUUAAUGUAUAAAUGUCUUUAUCACUGAAGCAUUGAAGCCAAUGAAGAUGCUGAGUCAACUAUAGUAACUGAAAUCGUCAAAAUGAAAUAUCUAAACAAUAUCAACAAAUAUUUGAGGUUAUUAGUUAACACUGCGAUGUACACACUAACAAGUUUCACGAAGAAAUAAUAAAAAUGGCUAAACUAUAGACUUCCUCACGUAGUAUAUCAGUGCGCCCUCAUGUACGCGAACGAUGAAUUAAAAAUAGAAAAUGAUCGUUAUUGCUGAUAAAAUAAGUUUAAUUAUUCUUUAUUUACUUUGUGUUUUACCAUAAUUUUACCAAUUUCAAUAAAGGCUGAAUUUUUUGAAAAAUAGAUUAUUAAAAUUUUGUUUUGCUCGUAAUGUUUCAAAAGAUAAAUAGAUGAAAUGUUCAUUGCAUCAUUAUACGACUCAAAGAGAGAAAUGCGCGACCGCAGUCGCACCGUAGCAACGAUGGAUAGAGCCGAGCUGUGAGAACCUGUUUAUAACAGUAAAAUUUUAUAUUUUCCGUGUAUUCUCCGAUUUUUUUACGCUGCCAUUGUUUCCCUAGGAGUUAAAUUUUUGUAAAAAAAAUAAGUUCUUUUACAAUAACUUUUUUGCAAGUUGAGCUAUCGAGUUCAGUCAGAGCUCAAAAAACGCCUUUUUAUUCUCUACAAAAAUAUGUCAAUAGUUAUACGAACAUAUUAAUAUUUAUUGUGGAUAUAGUUUAUUGUUUUUAAAUGUGCGAUUUUGACUAAAAAUUUAUUAUUAAAAGAGUUUUUAAUCUUUUGAAUUACAAUAUAAUGCACGGUUUACAUGAUUCUUUUCUUUCAAAAUGAUAGGUUGGACGAUCUAAUCCGAUGAAUAGUUUUCAUUUUAGAGCUGUGUGUUCACGCAGUCACGACAAAGAAAUUGUUUCCUUUUUAGAGAUAAUCGCACAGUGUUUAUUUUUCCGGUGACAGUUAUUUUUUUCUUGCUAUUUAUAUUGUUUAGAACAACUCCACAAAAUUUCAAAUUUGUCCACUGUACCAUUCUUUUAAGACUCCUGGACUCUACAAUAUACUUCUGAGAGAUAUAUUUUUUUCCAUGAAGUUGAAUGAGACUUCGAGCGGGUGCUUAUGACUGACCAAUUACAAACAUCUCCAAAUUGGCUAAUUUUGCCCAUUUUUUCGAUUA